This is a messenger RNA of Harpia harpyja (harpy eagle), 8445 nucleotides long. RefSeq names its product centrosomal protein 170B (gene CEP170B). The record is from RefSeq and is a predicted model, not a curated record. NCBI's taxonomy places the organism in Eukaryota, Metazoa, Chordata, Aves, Accipitriformes, Accipitridae. Bases 123 to 4928 code for a protein of 1601 amino acids. Gene Ontology annotation, molecular function: protein binding. The transcript is spliced from 19 exons.
GGGGCGGGCGCCGGGAGCGGCCCGCGGGGCAGGCAGAGCCGGCUGGCGGGGCGCGGCGCCCGGCCUGCCACCGCGCCGAGGGCCGCAGCAGGAUGUAUAAAGAUUAAGUGCCAAACGCCAAAAUGAGCGUGACUUCGUGGUUUUUGGUGAGCAGCACUGGCAUUCGCCAUCGGCUCCCUCGGGAGAUGAUAUUUGUUGGCAGAGAUGACUGUGAACUGAUGCUCCAGUCCCGCAGUGUCGAUAAGCAGCAUGCUGUAAUCAACUAUGACAAGGAGAAAGAUGAGCACUGGGUGAAGGAUCUUGGGAGCUUAAAUGGCACAUUCGUCAAUGACGUGAGGAUUCCUGACCAGAAGUACAUCACCCUAAAACUGAAUGAUGUCAUUCGCUUUGGCUAUGAUUCAAACAUGUAUGUCCUGGAACAAAUUCAACACAAAGUCCCAGAAGAAGCAUUAAAGCAUGAGAAGUACACCAGCCAACUUCAGAUGAAUUACAAAAGCACGGCAAUGAAGAGGGUGGAGCAGCCCAUGGAGCAUGGUGUCUACACUGAGUCCCCGCAAGCAAAGCUGGAGAAAGGAGAGAGGAAAGCAAUUACAGAAACCAAUACUUACCGCACCCCUCUUUAUGGGCAGCCCUCCUGGUGGGGGGAAGAUGAUGCAAAUAACAAGGAGGACAGAAGGCAAGAGGAACAUUACUCAGAAAGAUCAAAAGAGAUAACCCAUCAUGAAGAGGAACUGAAUGGUAAUAUUUCUGCUUAUAGAGAUGCCCAAGAACAGUCUGUGUUUGCCUUCCGGAGAGAGCCAAGUUACUUUGAGAUUCCAACUAAAGAAUUUCAGCAGCCAUCAAAAUCUCCAGAAACACAGGUCCAUGAGAUCCCAACAAAGGAUGUUGAUGCUGUAGUAGCCCCCGUUGUACAGAGUCAUGCCUCUUUCACCAUUGAAUUUGAUGAUGGUACCCCCGGUAAAAUAAAGAUAAAAGACCACGUAACUAAAUUUUCACUCAGACAGAGAAGACCGUAUAGUAAGGAACCAGCUCAUACGGAAGUGAUGUCAGCGGAGAGCAAAGUGGCUGACUGGCUUGUCCAGAAUGACCCAAGCUUGAUGAGACGGCAGUCUCCAGGAGAUGAUGUGUACAGUACAAAGAGUGACCUGCCGGUUCAUGUGAGGACACUUAAAGGCAAUAGGCACGAGGACGGGACGCAGAGUGACUCCGAAGACCCCGUGGCGCCCAAGGCAGAGAAGGAGACAACGACGGGCAGCGAACGUGCGACGGAGCAAACCAGGCUGCAGCGCCAGAUGAGGCGUGAUCCCCACGAGAUGCUGCACAACAAGCAGGCCUUUGUCAUCGAGUUCUUCGAGGACACACCACGGAAGAAGCGGUCACAGUCUUUCACACACAGCGCUCACUCGUCCCAGAGCGACACCGAUCCGGGGCUGAAGACCAAGGUUGAAAAGCGCAAGAGUGCGUUGCCGGCAGAGAAGCUGGGAAAUGCAGUACCACCGUCCCACCUUGGAGCUCAGGCAGGCAAACCCAAUAACAGCUCCUCCGGGACCCAAAGAAGUAGCUCCUUCAAGAGGGAGAAGACAGAGGAUCGGAUCAACUCUUCGUCCUCCUCUGCUUCCAGAGCAUCAGCCAAAACUUAUGGGAGCGUUGGAAGGAAGUCUAAAAUGGCGCAGGAUUUUAUGGCUGAGUACUUGCGGGAGACUGCUCAGUCUGGGAAGCCGAGCGCUGAGAAACCGGCACCUCUGCCUGUGCCGGUAGCUCCACGCGUGGUUAUAUCGUCAGAACCAGAGCCUGCCUCUGCUCCACCUCCGGAGAUAAAGUCAGCCCAGGGCAGGAGGAACGAUGAGGAAGACAGUGUGAGUGAGACGGGCACAUACACCAUCGAGACAGAGUCACAGGAUAAAGAGGUGGAGGAAGCGCGAAAAAUGAUAGAUCAGGUUUUUGGUGUUCUUGAGUCGCCCGAAUUUUCCAGAAUCUCUUCAGCCUUUAGACCAAUAAUUAAAGGUGAAAAAGAUGACUCCGGUUCUCAUCAGCAUCUAAUCAGUGAAAAUGGCACUAGUCAGAAGUCACCCUUGCUCCAGGCAUUUGCCUCAAAAGCUGUGAGUGGGUCUCAGGCUGAUGCACAGAUGUCUGCAGCAUCUCAGGGGAGUCAGAAGUGGGUGUCUAGGUGGGCGAGCCUUGCGGACAGUUACUCUGACUCUGCAUCUGUCUCUGGGCAGGGUGAUGGAGGUACAGAAAGUGCUGUAGUCCCAAAACCUGGGGAACCAGAAAACGCUGUGCCCUUGAGAACAAGGCGCCUUCUUCCCCAACUCCCACCAAGUGAUAAAUCAGACAGCCCUACACCCACGGUCCUGGUUUGCCAGGAGUCCUAUUCUGAGGUUACCAAGAGAACCAUCAUGAAGGACCACUGUGUGGAAGCCUAUGGUGAUCCCAGCAGCCGCCUCUUCAUCCAAGAAGACUUGGAUCCAGAUAGCCUCAGUGAUGCCAGUAGGUCUGAUGAUGGCUUCAGCACAGAAAAAGGCAAGAAAUAUAAAGAGAACAAUAAAAUGCUAGAGCAGAUGGGGGAAGACACAAGAUCGGAGAGCCGACAGCCAGGAGCCUCCCGGGUCUCAAACAUGAGAGCUGUAAGUGAGCCAGUUUCUACUUCGUUUUACAUUGGUGAUGACAGCAACGAUGUGGGGAUUCCCUCCAAGCUCUCUCUAAGCGUGUCCCAUGCUCGAGCAGACAAAGAUGGCAAGGAUCAGGAGUUUUCCUUCAAGUCUGCUGGCCCACCAGUUCCUGGAAAGCCACCGGUCAAAGAUGUUAGUGCUUACAUAAAUGCAGCUGGCAGAGUGGUUAUUUCCCUUCAUCAGAGUCUUCCUCAAGAUCAAGAAAACAUGGCAGGAAAGGAAACAUCAUCUUUUGUUAGACAGGAAAGUUUUACCAAAGAUAAAUCAAGCAGUGGUGUUCCUCAAAACAAACUCCCGCAUAUUUCAAGUCACCCUCUGCUUAAAGAUUUAGAGGCUGUUCGGUCAACUCGUAUGGACUUUGGUCAGGAGACUCAUCUUCUCCUUAAGGACACUGAAACUGCCUUGGCAGCACUGGAAGCCAAAUUACUUGGUCAAAGCCAACAGCUGGAGCCCUCGGAAACUGCUGGUCAGCUGGAGGACUCCUUGUCAGGGGACUCAGACGUGGACACUGCCAGCACGGUCAGCUUGGUGAGUGGCAAAAACGUCCCGACGAGCGCCCCAAAACGCAAAGCGGUCGUGAGCUUGCAAAAAGAGAAAUCUUCCUCCACGCCGUCCAUCCAGGACCAGUGCGGGCAGCCCAGCGCUCGGGACAGGCUGACAGAGAAGCGGAAAACGCAAGCACCAGAGUCAUCAAACCGCACGGAGGCCGCCAAACGCUUCCAGAUGAAGCGGAGUGCUGGGACUCGAGGGUCGCUUGAUUUCACGGAUGACGAGAGAAGCUCGAGCUUGCCCUACUUGCCUGUCCCCGAUGCAGUUGUGUCUGACCACGAGCACUCGGUAACCCGGCCAGUUCCCAGAAGGAAACCUUUUACUCAGGCCACCAAGGAGGACCACAGCAAAACAACCUCGAAUGUGCAGAAAAUCCAGCAAGUUCUCACCCGCUCCAACAGUUUAUCCACCCCACGGCCCACAAGGGCCUCAAAGCUACGUCGUGCCCGGCUGGGAGAUGCUUCAGACAACGAAUGUGUCGAUACUGAGAAAACGGCCUCCAACACUGAAGCCACCACUCCAGGCCCCAAGCAGUCCAUGGAGACGAAGAAGCUUUCCCGGCUGGACAUCCUCGCCAUGCCGAGGAAACGGGCAGGUUCGUUUACGGUGCCCAGUGACUCCGAGACGGCGCAGUCGAGGACAGGGUUUUCGGGCCGGAGUGUCGAGUCCUAUCGGAAGACAGGUGUUUCAGAGGUUAGAGCCGCGGCGAGGAAAACAGCAGCCGCUGCCUCCGCAAAGCAGCCUUUCAGCAGGACCCGUUCAAGCAGUGUCAAGUAUUCCUCCUCGUCCACCACACAAACACCGAGGGUACGUGGCUCUGGGCUGAGCAAGCAGAAGCACAACGGCAGAGAAACGGAUGAUGAUGAAGAUUUUGAUGACCACCCUGACCCCUACAACUUCAUGGCGCAAACAGCAGAGAUAGCAGAAAUAGCCAGACUCAGCCAGACCUUGGUGAAGGAUGUGGCCAUCCUUGCUCGAGAGAUUCACGAUGUUGCUGGGGAUGGAGACUCACAGAGUUCAUCGGGGACAGGACCAAGCACCUCCCUCAGCUCUGUGCCCAACACUCCUGCUUCCACCAUAUCAGCGAGAGAAGAGUUGGUGCAGCACAUUCCAGAAGCAAGUCUGAACUACCAGAAAGUGCCUCCAGGAUCAGUGGAACUGAAGGAUUUUGACCAAAAUAUGAACAAUAAUAGAGAAGAGGAUCCCUCAAGAAAAACGAGGACAAGAAACCGUGAGGAGGUAAUCUUUGACAAUCUGAUGUUGAACCCAGUGUCCCAGCUGUCACAUACAAUCCGUGAAAAUACAGAAAACCUAGCUGAAAAAAUGAAGAUUCUGUUUCAAAACUCAGAAAGGACCUGGGAGGAGAUGGAGGCCAAAAUGAAUUCAGAAAAUGAAGUGCCAAUUCUGAAGACAUCAAACAAGGAAAUCAGUUCUAUCCUGAAGGAGCUCAGGAGAGUUCAAAAACAGCUCGAAGUCAUAAAUGCUAUCAUUGACCCUACUGGAAACUUGGAUGUAGUUGCCAGUAACAAAGCAUCUUCUGCUGCUAAACAAUCUACAGCCACUAAAGUCAGGACUGCUAACACUUCUGGGUCUACACUGGAGACUUUGUCCCCAGUACAGAUGAGAAACUACACACAGAAAUCGAACUGUGGGUCUUCUAGCUUACAAGAUUCGAAUUUCAUUCCAGAUGGAGAGAAAUAUGUGAUCUGAUACAAAAUUUUGUAUUGCUAUCAUAUUGUAAUCUACUGUUGCAUUAGUAUUGUGUAUGAGUGGUUUGUGGACAGUUUGUGUGGAGCAGUUGUUUAGAUUGCUAACACGUUGCACAAAAAAAAAAAAUCUAUGCUGUGAGGGUGAUUGGAAAGUCUGUGUAUGCCUUUUAAACAAGACUAGCACUGUGGAGCAGCACAUAUUCAGCAUAGAGGCAAACUGAUUUUUAGAAAAUUACUCACUCUUCCAGCGUGCCAUAAGGAAACAGGCUUUGCAUACGCUCCAUUCAAUACUGCCGAAGCUAAAGUGUUCUUGCAUUGGCCUGUUUAUAAUUAUUCAGUUGUAAUGAGGCGCAAUUUAAAAAAACACUUUUUGGUACUAUAUUUGUUUUGGUUUUGUUUGUUUGUUUUUUUUUUUUUUUGUAAGUGUACAAGUGAAGCAUUACAACUCUGUUGGAAUCAAUGUGCAAAUCCAACAGGAUGAUCGUGCAAUAUCUUGGGUUUCUAGGAGAAACUCUUACUACAGUUGUGUAAGAAGUCCUUUUCAGCAGUUAUAAAAAGGCAACUACGCUGAAGUUGUGCAUCCUUUUUUUAGUCCAAAAACCAAAACAAGACAGAAUAAACCCUUUGUUUUUCUCUUGGGAAAGUGUAAAAGUUAAUAAUGGUAUGAAUGUAAAGACUACUAAUGCAGUUACUAUUUUUGAUGAUGUUUCAGGCCCAAAGUUUGGGGUUGGUACAAAAAGUCAGAUUUUACAGUUUAGCUUGCCAAAUUUUCAUGAUCUUGGUACAAAUGCUGUCUUUAAGCUGAGCUUUUUUUUCCUUUUUUCUCUUUUUUUAAAUAUACAGUCUUUUUACAAUGAGCUACAAAUGCUUUUGGCUGGGCCAAAGACUUAAGAUGUUUGUGAUUAGCUAAUUGCUAAGAAAAACAUCUGUUCCAAUGGCUCAUGUAAUAAACUUAAUUGCACAGUUGCUGUGAACUAGUGUUCACUUGACAGCACUGAAAAAAUAAUGGCUUAAAUGUAGCUCCACCUUCAUGGCUAGUUCUGUUAGGAAUUUUUUUCAAUGCAAAAGUGCUUGAAGACCACCAUUCUGUGGUAUUCUUCAGAAACUAUUGAACAGUGUCAAGCACUUUGUACAUUUGGGAUUUUUGUCUGGAUUUUAUUUUUGGUCUGUUAUAAUCCUAGAAACACUAUGUUACGUGCAAUUGCACCGAGCAAUUUCUUGUUUAAAAAAAGUUGGAUUUUGUAUUCUGUCUUUCUGUUAAACUGCAAAACACUAAGCAAUUUUUGUUGCUUUAAGAGCAAAAGUUUUGUUUUAGAGGGGACCUCUUCCAGACGUGUUUGCUCCCAGUUAUUUCUGUCUUGUAUCAAUUCCUUUUUCAUUCUUCCUGGUCAAUAAACAGUAAUCAGGUAAAGAAAUUUUUGUAGCUGUGGAGGAUACAUUUACUGGGAAAGGUGAGCAGAUGAGUUCCACUUUGCCCUCAUACAGUGUGUAGUUUAACCAGUGAAAAUGGUUUCCCAAGCUUGACUGCUUCUUGUGUGCUGACUUUAUAUUUUGGGGUGGGUAGUGGAUUCCUUAGUUAGCCUCAGUAGUUACCUGAGCUUUUCUGCUAGAAUGUUGUAACAGUGGGAACCUGUUAAAAUAAUUCAAAUAAAUAGGGAUGCUCACAAAGUGUUUAAUCUUAGUAGUGAAGACCGUGAUUUCUUUCCUGGUGAAGCUAGUGGGAGCUUUCUAUCAAUUUCAGCAGAAACAGAAUUGAUCCCAGAAUGGGAGUAUGCCAACAGGCCAUUAGUUUCUUUUGAGCGUGCAAGAUGCUGGCUGGUAAACAAUAGGUGCAAAUAUUCUUCCAAGAUUUUCAGUAGGUUAUAAGACUCAUCUGCUUGUAUGGAGAUGCUCUUCCAUGAAGAAAUCUGCUGGAUUUCACGUAGAUGAAUGCAGAAUAAAAAAAGAAUUUGCCCUUGAUGUUCUUCUGCCUGUAAUAUACGCACCAUCUGAACGUGUUCAUUCAGUCGUUUGUUCUGAUCUGUCUUUUCUUGAAAUACCUGACUGUGUCCUUGAUGAAUAUCAUAAGUGGUGGUAUAAUUCCUGACAUGUGAGACACAAUUUUUCAAGCCCUUCUUGGUUAGGGUUUGAACCAUCCAGGUGCUACCCCAACUCACUAGGAGUUGAAGGACCUUCACAGAUAAGGUGUUGCUGUUAGUUUCAGUUUUGCUGUAGAGACAAGUGAAUUACUCAGACAUCUGACUAUUAUUAUUACUUGUUAACCAUGUUUCCACAUCUUCAUGGCUAUGCUCUAGUGGAUUUUGUUUCUCUACAAUGUGUCCUUGAUGGGACUUCUGUUUACUUUCAUUUGAAAAUUGCUUGAUUUUUCUUUCAUUCAUGAACACAUCAGGGAUGGAUUUUCUUCCUUGGUUGCUCUGUUCUGAACUUGAGAGAGAGCCUGCAGACACCUUACAUCAAUUAAAUCAACCCGCAAAAUAUGGUACCUCUUCAAGUGACUAAUAAGGAUGCAACAGUCGGUGUCUGUUUAUAAUUUGGAAACGUGUGUGAAGGGAGGGGAGGAUGCACAGCUUGAUUUGUUUUAUUUGUGACUCAGCCAAACUAUAAAACGCUUCUGCACCCUGACACAAUGUUCAUCCUUGGAUCUUUGCAUUUAAAACAGUUUUCUAGUCGAUGAUGAAAUGCAAUAUAUUUUUUUCUUGUAUUCACUGCUUCUGAAGCACACCCCGUUUGCACUUGUCUGCUCCAGAUAAGCCAAAGAGCUAGCCACCUGACUAUUACUCCUUUGUUGAUUGUUCAUUCUUACAAGCAGUACUGUACACAACCAUGAAAACAUGCCUCUGUGUGACUCCAGUGUGAACCUAACAGACGUGUAGUGGUGUAUCUGGGUGGCCCAGGACCAGUGCGUAAGAUACGUGUUGGCUUGCAUGAGCUACAGAUGGGCCUUGCAUUGAGUUUGGUAGGGGUGACGCUGACCUGUGGGUCACUCUCAUACCAUAUUGCUUUCAUGUGUUUUGUAUCUGACUAAAGAAAUGUAAGGAAGGGUGGGAUUUUCAGAGUCUUAGGGAAGCGAGUGCUCAGGUCCUUUGGGGUUUCCGUAUGCUGUGAGCACCUUUCAAAAUCCCAGCCCUCAGCUCUUCCACUAUACUUGAAAACCAUGUUCUCAGUUUAACACUUUCAAAUGUAAAAACCUGUUACUCUGUUCUGAUGGCAUGAAUGUAAGUUCCUGUGAGAAUGUGUACGAGCUUUGUGAGCAAGGACCUAAAUCGUAUCUACGUAUCUAAGUGAUGUCAUGUCAUGGUCAUGCUCCAGGAGAAAAGAACAUCUGCAUCAUUGAGUAUUUUAUUAAAGGUACAACUAGUGGAAUGUUUACAUACAGCCUACUGAAAAAAAGAGGAGACAAAAAAAAAAAGAUAAAGUGUAAAGUAUUUAAAUGCAAGAUUCUACUAGUUUUUUCUUGGUUUGCAGAUCACACUAGCUAUUUUUGAAGUUCCGUAAAUGUGUAUAACUUUUGCAAAGAC